ACGUGGAUUUACAAAGAAAACAGUUCAUGGUUCAUGCACUUAUUAAUCCGUAGCGUUUCAUUCGAGCGCGCGCGUAUCAGCUCACAAUCUGUAGAAGAAGGCCUAGGAUACAGACCGCACUUAGAUCAGGAGCGAAAAUGGCAAACGAAACUGCAACAGACUUAACGGCAAGCGUGAAAGCUCUGAGCGGAAACCUUGACCAGUUGUUCUUGCUCGUAAUGGGUUGCAUCAUUUUCUUUAUGCAGACAGGGUUUGCUUUCUUAGAGGCCGGUUCAGUGAGAUCAAAGAACACAACAAAUAUCUUGAUCAAGAAUUUCUUGGAUGUUUUUAUUGGUGCGGUGGCUUACUGGUUAUUCGGGUUCGCCUUUGCUUUUGGAGCUGAAAGCAACAAAUUCAUUGGACACAAGUAUUUUGCUUUGGCUUACUUACCUUCCGACCAGUACUCCUUCUGGUUUUUCCACUUCGUUUUCGCGGCAACUGCGGCAACAAUUGUCAGCGGUGCCAUGGCCGAGAGGACUGAGUUCAAAGCUUACCUUCUGUACUCUGUGUUUCUGACUGGUUUUGUGUAUCCAAUAGUCACUCAUUGGGCAUGGGAUGGAAAUGGCUGGCUGGCUGUUGGUGUCGAAUAUACUAAAGACAAUGUGACCAUGUCUGUGACAUACCAGGAUUUUGCAGGUAGUGGGGUUGUUCACGCCCUUGGAGGUGCAGUCGCUUUAGUGGGAGCAAUCGUUGUUGGUCCAAGAAUCGGAAGAUUUGUUAAUGGUGCCCCUCAGUUGAUGUCGGGUCAUACUGUGCCGAAAGCAGCCCUUGGAGGAUUCAUCCUGUUCUUUGGUUUCCUGGCCUUUAAUGGAGGUUCCCAGGCAGCCAUUGCUAGUCCUGGUGACGCAGACGCCGUGGCCCUUGCCAUUGUGAACACUGUUUUAGGAGGAGCCGCAGGUGCAUUGACCGCCAUGAUUAUCAAGCGUUUGGGCUUUGCGGAUAAAUACUGGAGUUUGCUUUUCACCAUCAAUGGUGGACUUACUGGAAUGGUGGCUCUGUGUGCAGGCUGUAAUGCUGUCCAUCCUUAUGCUGCUUUCGUUAUUGGAAUCAUCGCUGGAAUGGCAUACGUUGCUUGGAGUACUCUCAUGUUGCGUUUAAGGGUUGAUGAUCCUCUGGAUGCUGUGGCUGUUCAUCUCGGUGGUGGUAUCUGGGGAGUGCUGUCUGUUCCAAUAUUCAACAAGGAAACUGGAAUCUUUUAUUCCGGUAACGAAUAUUCAUUCCGUUUGUUUGGAUGGAACCUGCUGGGAGUGCUUGUUAUCAUUGCCUGGUCUGUCGUACUGUCUUCCAUCUUGUUUAUUACCUUGCGCCUCACUAAACAGCUCCGCGUCAGUGAAGAAAUCGAGUUGAAAGGUCUUGACAUUCCCAAACAUGGUGAGCCCGCGUACCCACUGUCAAGUUAUGGAGACGGUUGGGGAUCUGGCGAGUCCCCGGCAGCAGGGAGACAGAACUUCCCCUUCACCGCCCAGUUAAAUAUAGUUGGUCCAACCCAGAACGGCCACAGCCCCGCCCCAGUCAAGAACGGUGCACCUGUUCAAGAAAAGGGCGUCUCUAAUCCUGGCCUCGUGGUCAGUGACGUCCCCCCGAGCACGGACACAGCUUUUUGAAUAACACUUUUCCAAUAAACAUCCCAAACUGCUUAUUUAAUUUUCCGUUAGAACUGCACUUGAGAAAGACUAUACCACUUUGACAAGGUAUCUUUUGUGCUUCGGUUGUAAACAUUUCACUUGAAAAUUUUGUACAUAUCUAGUAAACCGCUUACAUCUACACAUGUUAUUGUUAUGUAGGGCUUGUUUACUUUGCAGGAGAAAUUCCUGGGACAUGCUAAGAAAAGAUAGCAGUAGCUAGAUAAAAUGAAGGAAUAAAUUGUAAUUAGUUGAAAGGCCGAGGCCAUAUCUAAACUGUUAUAUAUUGUCGGAAACAGUUAUUGUCUAUUACAGCCAGGCUGAAUGGCUUACUCUUCGCCUUCAUUUAGUUAAUAUUUUCUCAGCUAUUUUAUCACAACGACGGUGCAUAGCCGAAAUAAACGUUAUGUUUGUUAUGAUGGUAGCAAUAUCCACGAUCCAAGGACUACUUGCUUUCGGUGAUCACGUAUCGUACGUGUCGUACCCGUGUCGUACCCAGUCUUCGUGGAGAGCGUCGUAGGAAAGGACUGGAUAUGAGAUAAAUAAUGAAUUGUAUUUUUAGUUCUUCUGAUUAGGAAUUUGCUGGUCGCCAUCAGUUGUAUUUAUAAAUUACCAAAUUAACAAAUAAAUUUUGUGUGGCAUUGUUUGUUCAA
Molecule: messenger RNA, 2314 nt
Organism: Orbicella faveolata
Lineage: Eukaryota; Metazoa; Cnidaria; Anthozoa; Scleractinia; Merulinidae
Product: putative ammonium transporter 1
Biological process (GO): ammonium homeostasis; ammonium transmembrane transport
Cellular component (GO): plasma membrane
Molecular function (GO): ammonium channel activity
Source: RefSeq, a predicted model, not a curated record